Polistes canadensis is the source of this 4681-nucleotide messenger RNA. RefSeq lists its product as uncharacterized. The transcript is spliced from 15 exons. Bases 152 to 4456 code for a protein of 1434 amino acids. The record is from RefSeq and is a predicted model, not a curated record. Gene Ontology annotation, molecular function: transcription coregulator activity. Gene Ontology annotation, cellular component: nucleus. Gene Ontology annotation, biological process: regulation of DNA-templated transcription. NCBI's taxonomy places the organism in Eukaryota, Metazoa, Arthropoda, Insecta, Hymenoptera, Vespidae.
GGCAACUGUUAGGUUAAAAACAUAACCUAUAAAUGGUAUUGAUGGAAGUAAUGAAAAGAAAACAUAAUCUAUAAAUAUACACUGAACAAUGUAAUGAAAAGAGUAUUUAAUUAUUAAAAAUCUGAAUAUAUAUAAUCACAUUUAGUAAAAAAUGGAUCCAACAAAAAAAAGUGCAAAAGAAGAAAAAGAUAAUUCAUUAAUUCCUUCGUUUCAUCCUAACGAAGCUUUCAAAAAAUGCAAUUUAUCUUUCUCAAUUAAUUUUGACUUUGAUUAUACAAACAGCGAUCAUUCAUCCGAUUCCGAAACUGCUGACUUACAAAUAGAUAUUUCGGAGAUCGAUAAUGAUGAUCCAUCCACUAAACAUAAAAGAGAAUCAAUCAAAGAAAUUUCGGUUCUUAAUGAAAUGGAAAAAGAAAUUGAAAGACAGCUCGAUGCUAAAGCAGCCAAGACUAAUUUAACUGCCAAAAGUGUUAAAAAUAUAUUAAAACGUGUUAUUACAAACAAUGAACAAGUAAUGGCUGUAGUACAGAAACGUUUACACAAUAACCAAGAUGUUCUUUUUGAACCUAAACUCACUAGAGCUAAAGCAAAAGAGUUAGGUGCUGUAGAACAAGUUAACAUAAUAUGGAAUACAAGUAGAUCUGUUAAGAAACCACCGUUACAAGUAUUAAUAGAUGAAGAAUUUCCAGAAGACUCUUCCGAUGAGGAAUAUAAGCCAGAGCAAGAUAAACAAAGCGAUGAUGAUAGAGAAAUAGAAAAUUUUGCCAAUAGUGAUCUAGAAUCGCAACCAUCUACUCCAAUAUGUCAGCUAGACUUAGCUUUAGAAAAACAACUUGAAUCUUCUAAUAUUCAAUAUGAUUUGGAAGGGAUUUUUAAGAUUCCUAGCAUACCUUGCAUACGAACAGAAGAAGAAAGUAUCGGUCAUAGAACACGUUCUAAAUAUUGCUUGAGCAAAACACCAUUGGAACAAAUUGAACAAGCAUUUGUACCACCUGACAUUACAACAGAUAUGUAUGAGUCUGAUUAUGAUGAAGAUUGGAGUAAUUUUUUGAAAGAAUUUAUGCAACCUUUGGAACAAGAACAUAUUGCAGAAGAUGAUCCAGAAAUAGAUCCUGAAUAUAACAUUUUAGAAGAUGAAGAGACAGACUUAUUGGAUAAAGAAGAAUUAAGAGCCGACAAAGAUGUGAAAAUUACUUUAAAGGAAUUAUAUGAUUUGUUUGAUUUUAAAAAUACAUCUCUCCAACAAGAGGAACAUGUGCCUAAGAAAAAGAAAUUAGAUAAUUUAGACACACCCGUUGAACAUAAUGCAUUGAAUUGUUCCGAACCUCCAAUAUUAGUAAGCUACGAACAGCGCUAUUUAUUGGCUAUUCAAUUUCGACAACACGUUCAACUAAUGGCACAACAUUUUGCUAUGACAUACAUGCAUCCGAAGUUACAUGAUCUUUCAAAACCAUGUAAAGACAAUUUAAUUAGUGUAAGAUACUUAAUUACCAGUUCAAAUUCUGCAUUUAACGUAGAAAAUAUAACUGACGCUUUGAAAUUAGUUUCCGAUUGGGAAAAAAAAUUUUGUGAUGCAGAAUUUCAAGAAAAAUUUAAAAAAUAUGUAGAAGAUGAAAAUAACAUGAAAAAAGUGCACUUAAGAAAUAAAUUUAAUCCCGAUUUAAUCAAAUUAUUCGUCGAAAGUAAAGCUUUGAUGUAUCCGCAACUUUUACCAGAUAGACCUUUUAAAAAUGAAUUAACUAAGAAUACGAAGUUACAUUUAACAAAACCUGAAGAAAGUUUAAUCGCAUUAGGUCUUGAACAAUUCUUCCCGUUCGUGACAUCUCUAAAGACGAAAUUUAAGAGUGAAAAGUUUCAACUAUUUGAUGUAGCUCAACUUAUUGCUGAAUAUUUAGUACCUGUUAGAGAAUCAACAAAAAUAUUUUUCUAUAUUCAAAAACGCCGUUCUGCUAAAGAUUCAAAUCCAAUAAAGUAUUAUUUUGAAAAGGGUAAAGCUCCUAAAAUAAUACAUUACAUAACAUUAGAAUGUGAUCUCAAAGCACCGAUGCAUCAGCCACUACAUCUUUUACCUGAAAAAUGGCAGAAUUAUGUUAUCAAUGCUAAUGUAAACAUGGAUUUAUUGAAACAUACUAACAAAUCGAAUUCAUUUAACGAUAAGUCUACGAUAAAAAGUUUAAUUCAUGAGAAUUUUAAUAUAUAUCCUUGUGUUUCGAGAAAUCAUCCACUACGAAAUCCAGUCGUAAACGUUUUGCCUAAAAUAAUGCCAAAUUUAAAACCUUUGUCAAAUAAUAUAACAACAGAUAAUGUAUUAAAUACUCAAGGAAAUAGUAAUUUUCGUAUUAUGGGAUCAAAAUUAUUAAAUAAAAGUACAGAAAAUACAGGCAAUCCUACAAUUGCAAAUAAAGAAGAAGAACAAAAUGAAUCAAUUGAUUCAUCAAAUGUAGAAAUCAAAACUACAAGAGUAACAAAAAAAUCAAGCGAAGUAUUAUUGCAAUCUCCACAAAUAAGAAAAACAACUCCACGUUUAGCCAAAACGAAGAGUGCACAAAAUAUGAAAUUAAUGGCUCAAGGAUUAGGAUCCAAAAAUGUAUCCAAUUACGGUAACGCGAAAUCUCGAGGAAAGGGAGACGCAGACACAAAUUUGAAGACUUCUUCUACAUUGACGAAAGUUGACAAUGAGGAUGAAAUUGCAGAACUUAUGUUAGCGAGCACUACUAUUAAAAAGGAUAAUAGGAAAAAGGCUAAACAGGCUAGAGAAUUAGAAAAUAUAAAAAGAUUAUUGGAAGCAGAAAAUAUUUUGAAUAAAGGAGAAAAAGAAGAAAAAUUCGCAGUAUCAUAUCUUCAGAAAUUACACACGACAUUGGAAUCUAACAAUUUAGAACUUUUACGAACCGUGAUUAAAAUAAUUUUAGAUUAUGAUGACAAAAUUGAAAAUCUCGACGAAUUGGAACAUGAAUUAUCUCUUUCAAAAAGUUCUGAAUCCUCUGAAAUGCAAGAAAUGAUAGAGAAAAAUAAGAUAACCAGAGAUACAUUAGCCAUAAAUUUAUAUAAAAACAUUUACGAUAAAUUACGAGGUUUCCCAGAAUUGUGUUCGGAUUUACUAUUAUUUUUGAAACCACAUCAAGCUGCGUUAAUAGAUAAAUCGAUAGAGUACAUAAUGUUACAAAAAAUGAGUGAAUUUUUAAAUGUCAUACAAAUUUAUUUUACCAAGCAACCAUCCCGGGUUGCAAAAAUAAUGCAGGCAAUUACGCAACUUUCAUCUGAUCCUAAUAUAACGUUAGAAAAUGUUCAUAAUGUUAUGACUCCUCUUCUCAAAGGACAUCCUUUAGUUAUGGAUCUAUUUUUACAGACGUUACCUAGCGGUAAACCUCCGGAAAGUUUAUUUGCAGAAGACAUGUUCGAAAAUUUAACUUGUCCAUUGGGUCCUCACGAUAAAAAUAAAGUAUAUGCGGAUGAUGCUCCAGAGUUAUACGAGAACAUAGAAUUACCGAUAUCAGUUUCUCAGGAAGAUCCCUACGGUGGAGAUAAUUGUAAAUGUGAUUGUCAUAAUACGGAUGACUCGACUAACAAAAAUAUUAGCGAACAUUGUAUAUCUUGUGGAACAAGGUUUCUCAAUGGAAGAAUAUAUCUUCAAACUUCGGAAGGUUUACGUCCUGCAAAGAUAACAUUUCCAGGAGCGGAUAACGAGAAAUUAGAAAAUAUUGCAAGAGUGUCUUUAAAAGUGGCUGAUAAAUUUACAGCACCUGUUGUGUCUAAGCAACGUAGAAAAUCUUCAAAAGCUGAUAUUGGUGUUGAAGAGUCGUGUCAGAAACAAUGUCUUUCCAAGAAUUCUCCUGUGAAAGAGAAUGAUGAUAAUGAAAGGAUCAUAUCGAGACCGAAAAGAGGUACAAGAUCUCCACCCAAAUCGGGAGAGUCAAAAAAAUCGUUGAAAAAAGUAACAUUCACCGAUGAAGUGGCAUCUAAUAAAAAGGCAUGCUCUCCACAGUCUAUAAAUAAACGUGAAAAGAAGGUGGAUCGAAAGACACGACUGGAACAAAAUACUUUCGACAAUUCGUGUUCGGAAAGUGAAUAUUCCUCUAAAUGCGUUGUGAUUGAAAAUAUAUCUGACAAAGAAAUAUCUCAAAAAGAUAAAACGUUUAUGAAUAAGAAUAUGGAACAGGAUAUGAAAAAUGGUAUAAGGUCGCUUAGUCCAGAGAAAGACUUGAUAAAUAACAGCAGAAGUUCAGAUAAAGUGGAUGUUUCAAGUGAUUGUGACUUGGAUACAAAUUUUGAAGUGGAAUUUGCUAAUGAUAGACCGUGGACACGACAAGAAGACAUGAUUCUUCUUUUAAGUAUUAAAGAGGAGUAUUCAGAGAGUACAUUCCUGAAAAUUAGCCAAACAUUGGGUAAUCGUACCAUUGAACAGGUGAAAGAAAGAAGCAAAACAUUGCUAUCUUUGCUAGAAAAAAUGGCAUAAUUAUUAGUCGAAUAAAUUCAUGGAUUGUGAUAUUUAUACAUAACUAUAUAUAAAAUAUUUAUCAUUGUAAAAAGGUUUAAAAAAAAUAUUAUUUAUAUUACUGUAGUGUAUUGUAUUUAUAGAAAAUGUUUAUUUAAUAUGAUUAUUAUGUAUGUGACUUUAUUUUUAUUUUCUUGUAUAAUUAUUUAAAAAUUUAAUUAUACUUCCAUUCUUUUCCAAACACAA